This is a messenger RNA of Dermacentor silvarum, 1976 nucleotides long. RefSeq names its product glycine, alanine and asparagine-rich protein-like. The record is from RefSeq and is a predicted model, not a curated record. The transcript is spliced from 6 exons. The coding region runs from base 1 to 1869 and encodes 622 amino acids. NCBI's taxonomy places the organism in Eukaryota, Metazoa, Arthropoda, Arachnida, Ixodida, Ixodidae.
AUGGCGCAUCGUCUGCUCAAGAAAGACCUGACGAAGGCUGCUGGCCAUGAUGUAAUGAUCGUUACUGACUUCUAUAAGCAGAUUCGACCACACAGCGGAGCCAGCGUUUUUAGCAAAGCCAAGAUCCGGGACAGAGUCCCUGGUCGAGGAGGUGCCGCGUCUGGUGGGAAAGGCUGGGACAGCGUCGAAUGCAAAAAACGGUCCCUUUUAUUACAGAUCCGUGCUUGCGUCCUCUUGGCUCUUGCCACCAGCGCCUUCGCCGGUUUCACCGGCUACGGUCUGGGCUACGGCUACGGCCACGGUCUUGGCUACAGUGGUCUUGGCUACGGCCUUGGCUACGGUGGUCUUGGCUAUGGUGGUCUUGGCUACGGUGGUCUUGGCUAUGGCGGUCUCGGCUACGGCUAUGGCCUCGGCUACGCCGGCUAUGCUCCAGCUGUGCACACUGUCGCCCACGCUGCCCCAGCUGUCACCACAGUCGCCCACGCCGCCCCAGCCGUCGCCACUUACGCCGCUGCCCCAGCUGUGAGCCGUGUUGCCACUUACGCUGCUGCCCCAGCUGUGACCCGUGUUGCCGCUUACCACGCUGCCCCAGCCGUUGCCACCUACGCUGCUGCUCCAGUUGUUGCCGCUGCUCCAGCCGUGACCAAGGUUGCUACCACCUACCACGCCCCAGCUGUCGCCGCCGUGGCCCACGCCCCAGUUGCCACUUACGCCACUGCUGUCCACGCCGCCCCAGCUGUCGCUACUGUUGCCCACGCCCCAGUCGCUACUUACGCCACUGCUGUCCACGCCGCCCCAGCUGUCGCUACUGUUGCCCACGCCCCAGUCGCUACUUACGCCACUGCUGUCCACGCCGCCCCAGCUGUUGCCACCGUUGCCCACGGUGCUCCAUUUGUCGGUGCCUACCACGCCGCCCCAGUCUACGGCUAUGGCGUUGGAACCCUCGGCUACGGCGCUGGCCACUACGGCUUCGGCCACGGUCUCCUCGGUUACGGUCUGAACUAUGGCUAUGGCCUUGGCUCUCCAUACCACUACGGCGCUCUUCUCCGCAAGAAGAAGUUGGGCCCGUUUGUCUUGGAGAUGGUGUUCCGGCACAAGGAAUACAUAGGACAGCGUCAAAUGCAAAAAAAACGGUCCCUUUUAUUACAGAUCCGUGCUUGCGUCCUCUUGGCUCUUGCCACCAGCGCCUUCGCCGGUUUCACCGGCUACGGUCUGGGCUACGGCUACGGCCACGGUCUUGGCUACAGUGGUCUUGGCUACGGCCUUGGCUACGGUGGUCUUGGCUAUGGUGGUCUUGGCUACAGUGGUCUUGGCUAUGGCGGUCUCGGCUACGGCUAUGGCCUCGGCUACGCCGGCUAUGCUCCAGCUGUGCACACUGUCGCCCACGCUGCCCCAGCUGUCACCACAGUCGCCCACGCCGCCCCAGCCGUCGCCACUUACGCCGCUGCCCCAGCUGUGAGCCGUGUUGCCACUUACGCUGCUGCCCCAGCUGUGACCCGUGUUGCCGCUUACCACGCUGCCCCAGCCGUUGCCACCUACGCUGCUGCUCCAGUUGUUGCCGCUGCUCCAGCCGUGACCAAGGUUGCUACCACCUACCACGCCCCAGCUGUCGCCGCCGUGGCCCACGCCCCAGUCGCCACUUACGCCACUGCUGUCCACGCCGCCCCAGCUGUUGCCACCGUUGCCCACGGUGCUCCAUUUGUCGGUGCCUACCACGCCGCCCCAGUCUACAACUAUGGCGUUGGAACCCUCGGCUACGGCGCUGGCCACUACGGCUUCGGCCACGGUCUCCUCGGUUACGGUCUGAACUAUGGCUAUGGCCUUGGCUCUCCAUACCACUACGGCGCUCUUCUCCGCAAGAAGAAGUAAAUGACUUCACCCGACAAGACUUGAAAGCACACAAGAGUAACGUUCAUGCCAGCGUUGCUCAUGGCGAAGAAAACUUACAAAUAAAGUAUUUUAUUACUGCUAAGUCA